This is a messenger RNA of Solanum lycopersicum (tomato), 1795 nucleotides long. RefSeq names its product auxin-responsive protein IAA9 (gene IAA9). Gene Ontology annotation, molecular function: protein binding. Gene Ontology annotation, cellular component: nucleus. Gene Ontology annotation, biological process: regulation of DNA-templated transcription. The record is from RefSeq and is marked validated. NCBI's taxonomy places the organism in Eukaryota, Viridiplantae, Streptophyta, Magnoliopsida, Solanales, Solanaceae.
UGAGCCUAGAGUUUCACAUAGGACAGCAAAUAAGCUUUUGUUACUGUCUGCCAAAUGGAGGGUCCUUAGUUUUUUUCCUCUCUCUCUUUCUGCUACCAAAAAAAUAGCCUCACUACUCCACCAUCAUCUUCUUCUUCCUUCUUCCUUCUUCUCUUACUGCUGCUAAUAAGCUUUUUCUUACUUGGGUUUUCUCUUACAACAUCAAAUUUACAACUUCGGUUCCCACAGGAUUAUUAGAGUGAUCUGUAAUUGUGAUGUCUCCGCCGCUCCUUGGUGUUGGGGAGGAGGAGGGCCAGAGUAAUGUAACUCUACUGGCUUCUUCAACUUCCUUAGGAAGCAUAUGCAUAAAAGGAUCAGCUCUUAAAGAGCGAAACUAUAUGGGUCUAUCUGAUUGUUCGUCGGUGGACAGCUGUAAUAUUUCCACCUCAUCAGAGGACAAUAAUGGGUGUGGAUUAAAUCUCAAGGCAACGGAGCUCAGGCUCGGUCUACCUGGAUCUCAGUCUCCCGAAAGAGGUGAGGAGACUUGCCCUGUGAGCUCGACAAAGGUUGAUGAGAAGCUGCUCUUCCCCUUGCACCCUUCCAAAGAUACUGCUUUCUCGGUAUCGCAGAAAACAGUAGUUAGUGGCAACAAACGAGGAUUUUCAGACGCUAUGGAUGGAUUCUCAGAGGGGAAGUUUCUGUCGAAUUCCGGUGUGAAAGCAGGUGAUACAAAGGAGACCUCACGUGUGCAACCACCUAAAAUGAAAGAUGCUAAUACUCAGAGUACAGUUCCAGAGAGGCCUUCUGCUGUGAAUGAUGCCUCAAACCGUGCGGGCAGUGGUGCCCCUGCUACAAAGGCACAGGUUGUUGGUUGGCCACCCAUUCGAUCUUUUAGAAAGAACACUCUAGCCUCUGCCUCGAAGAAUAACGAAGAGGUUGACGGAAAAGCUGGCUCACCAGCUCUUUUUAUUAAGGUCAGCAUGGAUGGUGCUCCCUAUUUGAGGAAAGUGGACCUCAGAACCUGUUCUGCAUACCAGGAGCUAUCUUCUGCUCUUGAAAAAAUGUUCAGCUGUUUUACAAUAGGUCAAUAUGGAUCUCAUGGAGCUCCUGGGAAGGAUAUGUUAAGUGAGAGCAAAUUGAAGGAUUUGCUUCAUGGAUCUGAGUAUGUCCUCACUUACGAAGAUAAGGAUGGGGACUGGAUGCUUGUCGGUGAUGUCCCCUGGGAGAUGUUUAUCGAUACUUGCAAAAGGUUGAGGAUCAUGAAAGGUUCAGAUGCCAUUGGCCUGGCCCCAAGGGCUAUGGAAAAGUGUCGGAGCAGAAAUUAGCCUAUCUACACAUGAUUAAAGCUAUCCAUCCAGCAUUUCUAGUAGGCGAGGAAGACACAAAAACGGGUGAAGAGCUCAUAAACUUGAAUCCUUUUUAAAGGCAUGAACAGUAUAGCUGGUUGUUGGUCUUGGAUAGCUCAGCAUGGGUAGAUGCUUUACCUGAUUACGACAUGGUGUUCUUUUAUAUUUGCGUAAUAUAUGUCCUCUUUUAAGUUUUUUUUAUCAUGUCUAUUUAAAAAACCGUUUGAUAUUGGAGUUUGUCUGCAAACUAAUGUGUGUUGUGUACUGAGAGCUCUUCUAGAGGUAAUUUAGUAAUGUUCUAAGUGUAUUUGCUUGUUUAAGUUCCCUUAAGUGUGUACUUUAGACCCAACGUUUGUCGUUUGAUUAAGUAUGCGUGUGCACUUCAGAAAUUGUUAUUACUGUAUGAAUAAAUGUGUCCUCCACAUUUUUCAUCGGGUUGUAGUUAUCGAAAUAACUAACCUCUUACCUCA